AUGUGGACCGCGCUCCGGAGCGGCGCCGAGCGGACCUCGCCGCGGGGCAGCAGGGGUCGCGUUUGUGCCCUGAGCCUGGGGGUAGCCUCGCUGCUCCUGCUCGGCUUCCUCAUCGGCUGGUUUACAAAACCAACUGAUGAGGUAACAGCCACUAUUUCUCAUGAGAAGGUGAAGAAGGCAUUUAUGGCUGAAAUGAAAGCUGAAAACAUUAAGCAGUUUCUAUAUAAUUUUACACAGCGUCCUCACCUCGCAGGCACAGCUGAGAACCUGCGCCUUGCACAGCAAAUCCAAGCCCAGUGGAAGGAAUUUGGAUUGGAUUCGGUUGAGCUGGUUCACUAUGACGUCCUGUUGUCCUACCCUAAUGAAACGAAUCCCAACUACAUCUCAAUUAUUGAUGAGCAUGGAAAUGAGAUCUUCAAUACAUCAUUAUUUGAGCCUCCCCCUCCAGGAUAUGAGACUGUUACAGAUGUUGUGCCACCAUACAGUGCCUUCUCAGCCCAAGGGGUACCAGAGGGUGAGUUGGUGUACGUCAACUAUGGCCGUACUGAAGACUUUUUCAAACUGGAGAGAGAGAUGGGAAUUAACUGUACUGGAAAGAUUGUCAUUGCCAGAUAUGGGAAAAGCUUCAGAGGAAAUAAGGUGAAGAAUGCUGAGCUGGUUGGUGCCAAGGGAGUUAUUCUGUAUUCAGACCCUGCUGACUACUGUGCCCCUGGAGUAGAUUCCUUUCCAAAUGGCUGGAACCUUCCUGGAGGUGGAGCCCAGCGCGGGAAUGUGUUAAAUCUGAAUGGGGCAGGGGAUCCUCUCACGCCAGGUUAUCCAGCAAAAGAGUACACCUAUCGAUAUGAAGAAGCCAGGGCUGUAGGUCUUCCGAAACUUCCAGUCCAUCCCAUUGGUUACAAUGAUGCUGAAAAGUUAUUACGUAACAUGGGAGGACCUGCCCCACCAGACAGCAGCUGGAAAGGAAGCCUGAAUGUGUCUUACAACAUUGGUCCUGGUUUCAUGAGCCGUUACUCUACAAGAAAGGUCAAAAUGCACAUUCACAGUAGCAAUAAAGUGACAAGAAUUUACAACGUGAUCGGUACCAUCAGAGGAGCAACAGAACCAGACAGAUACGUCAUCCUGGGAGGCCACCGUGACUCCUGGGUCUUUGGUGGAAUUGAUCCUCAGAGCGGGGCAGCUGUGGUUCAUGAGAUUGUGAGAAGUUAUGGGAAAUUGAAGAAGGAAGGAUGGAGGCCCAGAAGAACAAUGAUAUUUGCAAGCUGGGAUGCGGAGGAAUUUGGCUUGCUAGGAUCUACAGAGUGGGCUGAGGAAAAUGCCAAACUAUUACAAGCACGUGGGGUGGCCUAUAUCAAUGCCGAUUCCUCAGUUGAAGGAAACUACACUCUGAGAAUUGAUUGUACUCCGCUGAUGUACAGCCUGGUGUACAGCUUGACCAAAGAGAUACCAAGCCCAGAUGAGGGGUUUAAAGGCAAAUCACUUUAUGAGAGCUGGUAUGAAAAAAACCCAUCUACAGAAUAUAAAGAUGUCCCCAGAAUAAAUAAGCUGGGUUCUGGCAAUGACUUUGAAGUCUUUUUUCAGCGGCUUGGCAUUGCUUCAGGCAGAGCACGUUACAGCAAAAACUGGAGAGUGGAAAAAUACAGUAGCUACCCAGUUUACCACAGUGUCUAUGACACCUAUGAGAUCGUGGAGAGAUUUUAUGAUCCGACUUUUAAGAAUCACCUGACAGUGGCACAGGUACGAGGAGGGCUGGUAUUUGAACUGGCCAACUCUGUGGUCCUUCCCUUUGACUGCAGAGAUUACGCAGAGGCUUUAAGGAACUAUGCUCAAGUCAUCUAUAAUUUGUCAAAGAAUCAUCAAAUGGAACUGACAACGUACAGCGUGUCGUUUGACUCUCUCUUUUCUGCUGCAAAGAAUUUUACAGAAGCUGCCACUGACUUUCACAGGAGACUGCAGCAAGUAGACAUCAAUAACCCAAUCGCUGUAAGAUCAUUGAAUGAUCAGCUCAUGUUUUUAGAAAGGGCUUUUAUUGAUCCUCUUGGUUUACCUGGCAGGCCAUUCUACAGGCACAUUAUUUUUGCUCCGAGCAGCCACAACAAGUACGCUGGAGAGUCAUUCCCAGGGAUCUACGAUGCCAUGUUCGAUAUAGAAAACAAAGCGGAUCAGCGCAAAGCCUGGGAAGAAGUAAAGAGGCAGAUCUCCAUUGCAGUCUUCACCGUGCAGGCUGCAGCAGGGACUCUGAAGGACCUCGCAUAA
Messenger RNA from Emys orbicularis (European pond turtle), 2253 nucleotides. RefSeq names its product putative N-acetylated-alpha-linked acidic dipeptidase. The transcript has 19 exons. Bases 1 to 2253 code for a protein of 750 amino acids. Lineage: Eukaryota; Metazoa; Chordata; Testudines; Emydidae. Gene Ontology annotation, molecular function: carboxypeptidase activity. Gene Ontology annotation, cellular component: plasma membrane. The record is from RefSeq and is a predicted model, not a curated record.